UUUUAACCAACCAACAAUAAACCACAGAAGAAGAAGUUUAAGUUUUUCUUCCUCAACUUGCCUCCAAGCAGCAGAAGCUCCCGAAGCUGUGAAGUCCAGCUGCAGAUUUGAAGCCUGGUUCCGACCCAAGAGCUUUGGAGCAGAGCGGUUCUGCGGUCCAGGAGUCCAGAACCCCCAGAGGAUCCUCCGAGGAGAAGCCCCUACCUCCUUGUUUCCUCGCUGCUUCCUCACAUUCCUUCCCUUCGGCCUGAAGGAGGAGACGAUCGCUGCUGCCUGAAGCCGCCUCACGGACACCUGGGCCGCUCAGAACCUCCUCCGGACCGGGAGAAGAGCUCCGCAGGCUGCAACUCAGGACAUCUCUCCCAAGAGCUUCAGCUGAAAAAUCAGAACAUCUGAAGACCCAAGAGGUUUUGCAGUUUAUCAGGCAGGAGUAGAAUGGAGGAGGAGAACCUUGGGAUGAAGAUUGAGGUGAAGGAGGAGAACCAUGAGAUAAAGAUUGAGGUGAAGGAGGAGAACCAUGAGAUGAACAUUGAUGUGAAGGAGGAGAACCAUGAGGUGAACAUUGAGGUGAAGGAGGAGAACCAUGAGGUGAACAUUGAGGUGAAGGAGGAGAACCAUGAGGUGAAAGAGGAGGACCAUGAGAUAAAAGCCGAGGUGAAGCAGGAGGAAUACCAGGACCUAGAACCGCACCACCACAGUCUGGACACCACAAAUGAAACCAAACCAGGCCCUUCCUUUGGUUCCUCUGAUCUACAGAGAUUGAACUAUAAAAUAGGGGUACGCAAAAUAAAAUCAAAGACAAAAGGAUCACUGAGUGGAACCCCAGAUGAACCCCAUAAUACCAUGGCCAGACAAAGGAAUACGGCAGCAGAGAAGACUUCACGGAAGAUUGAAAUCGGAUGGCUUCAUUUGGGCAGUAGUGGAUACAGUCAAGUCCGGACCAACAGUGGUGGAGGCACCAGAAAGGCUACGUUGGCUAAAACCACCACUGUUGCUCAGAUCGUGGAGUUAGGAAAGGAACUAUUUUUCCCUGGUGGGCUGUCCACUAAAGGCCCGGCUGAAGACUUCACGUUUGACAUCUGCGACUUUAAAAUGAACAAGAUUCCCUUUGACAACACUGUUGGCCAAAUGUACAAACAAACGACACUAAAGCUCCUCAGAUUUUACAUUUGUACUAAAGAGGGAGCUUCAACGGAUCACUCGUCUGAGGAAAACGAUCCACCUGAAGAUGGAUCCCAGUCAGUCGUCACAGAUCUGCAGGAUCGUUCAUGUUCAUCUGAUAGUGACGGAAGCGCCCAGGAAACUGAAUCACGCAAAUCAAUCCCAGACAGUGUGUGGAUGUCGCGGCUGAGGAGUUUUGCUGCCACAGGCUCGUGGCCUGCAGAGCAGGGCAACAGGCCAGCACCCAGACAGGAGAAGUGGUACCAGCUCUAUCACAUGAUUGAGAAGUGUCCAGUGAUGCAGCCGGGGCACAAGUCUCUAUUUGGAGGCGUCAGGAGAUGCUUUUGUGGAUUCCACACCCAGAAGCAGCAACCAUCUCCUACCAGACCAGAGGCUGCAGCUGCUGCACUGGGAGAAGUGCAUGAAGGCCACAAGCAGCAACCACCACCCAACUCCUCCAUGCCGCCCAGUCUGUGUACGGAGGACGCACCGCCUGAGGACGAGCGCUGGAUAACACAAGCCUUGUUUAAGAUAGGCUCACAGGACGACCUGCAGCUGUGGUACUACCCACCGCAGCCGGGUCCCCUCUACCACCAGCCGCCUUCACCUGAGCGCUUCUCGGCCCUGCCGCUCUUCCUGUGGAUGCCCUACAGGCUGUGGGAGGUGAAGCUGGUCUGCCCCAGCCCGGCGUGCGGUGGGCAUCAGCUGACCGGGGCGGGGCUGCACCGGCGGGCGCGGCGGGUCCUGGACGUUGACCGGAUCUACAUCAUGGUCACUGAGAGGCUGACCUGUACCAGAUGUAAAGCUUCACAGCUGUCCUGGAGCCAAGCUGUGCUCCAGCAGCUGGACGUGGCCCACAGAUCAGAGUUUAGAGUCAUCAUGACUCAGAAGUAUGCCUGUGACGUGCGGGUGGUGCGGCUCCUGCGGGGGCGGGGCUUCAGCCCCACGCAGGUGUUACAGCAGCUGAGGGAGAACCACUCAGAGGAGAGGCUGCUCCGCGUGUCACGCUACACCACCGAGUGUUUGGGCUUCCUCCAGCGCCAGGCUCUGCUGCCGGUGACGUUCCCGGAGCCUCCGGAGCCGGAAGUCGUCCCCAGCUGCCAGUGGCUCCUCUCCGUCUACAGCCAGGACAUUCUGACGAGGCUCGACGACAUCAAGGCCCACAUCACCUCGACGUAUGGCACCAUCCUCAAGAUGGAAUCCACAAAAAAGGUCCCUAAGAAGCUCGCUGGGACAGCAGAGGGAUCGGGUCUGUGGCUGAGCUCCGUGGGAAACGAGCACGGCCAGAUUCUGAUCAGCGUCCUGACCGCUCAGGAGGGAGCUGCUUUAGACCGCAUGGCCCGUGGCCUGGUGCAGCGGUACCAGCAGGCCGGUGUGGAUCCCCCUGUUGUCCUUUACGUGGACAGCGGUUGUUGUGCCGGGGCAGCAGAAACGACCAGGUUCAGCGGGUGGCCACAGCUGGUGGUGAGGCUGGAUGUUUGGCACUUCAUGCAGCGGCUUGCCCUGGGAUGCACCAGCGAUGCCCACCAGCUGUACCCGCUCUACAUGUCACGCAUGUCGGCGUGCAUUUUUGAAUGGGACGCGGCCGAUUUAGCACUGCUGCGUGAAGCCAAGGCUCAGCAGCUAGUGGCCCAGGGACUCCCUUCCACAGACGUGGACAGGCAUCUGACCAGGGAGGAGUUGGCUCUCCACUGCCGACGGAGGACACGAGGAGUGGACGCCACCUUCCGGCUGCUGGAGGAGCUGAUUGCUGCCCUGAUGGGGCCCCAAGGCAACGACUCCCUGGGCGUUCCUCUGUUUGAUCAGGAGAGGAUGCAGCACAUCUGGCGGGUCCAGAGGAAGCACGUGAAGUGCAUCCAAGACCCAGCAGGUGUCGCUCUCUACACUAAAACCGGGGAGCUGACCAAAGGAGGCGUGCGGCUGCCGGUGUUCAGGUGUGCCCGAGGCUCAACCUCCUUGGAGUCUUUUCAUCUCCACCUCAACCGCUUCAUACCAGGAACCAGCGCCAACAGCCUGAAUUUUCAGGCUUACCUGUUGGAGGGGCUGCACAGGUGGAACCAGGACCGGCGUGCUGGCCUGGCGACUAAGAAGUCGUCUCUGUGUCACUACUCUGGUGAUUUGCUGCAUUCUGUCAAUCAAAACUACCAGAAGCUGUUUGGCAGAAAGCUGGUGCCUGAGUUCUGUCCGCCGGCACGGUACACAGGUGAGCUCAUCGGACUGCAGUACCUGUUUCAGCAGACUGGUCAGCCGCUGCUGGACAUGAACCCAGACUCAGAGGAGACCGCUCGCCUGGUUGAGGAGCACGAUGUGGGGGUCAGUGAGGAAGAUGAGGGCUUCUCUGAGCUCACAGCCGACCCCACAGUGAUGGAUUUGAAGGUUUCUCCCACCAGGCUGCCCUCCAGCAAAUCUGAGGCUGGAGAUAGCUCAGAUGAAACAAUGGCUGUUGAUGACCAGAAGGUGCCAGGACACCAGCACAUAGACAGGCUGGCUGACUACUUGGUGGGGCUUCGGCUGCAGACCUCGCUCCGUCUCACCGACCUACAGGCAGACCGUAUCACAGAGCUGUGGCAGAGGCUGGAUGACGGGGACAAGCAGCGGGUUGUUAAAGCAGAACGCCACCAGGAGAGACUUUUAACUGGACGCCUUCGAUCACCAAAGAAGCGCUCCAAAACUCCUGAAGUGGAGAGCCCAACCCGCUGCGUGCUAGCUGCCGGCAGCGCUCCGGCACAGAGGCCUGACUGCUGUAGGCUGGUGGAGGCCAUUUUUAUUAGACUCUGUGGUCUGCACCCAGCCCCCAAAAGGAAAGGCAAAGGGGCAGAAUCACGGUGGUCCCUCAUUCUGAGGGACUAUCAUAAAAUCAGGGAGCUGGUGGUGGGUAAUGCCAGAGUGAUGCAGGGCACAGAUAUACAGCUGGUGGAGGUUACCCAGAACUCCCUGGUCCAGUGGAACCAUAGCAGGCAGCAGGAGCAGGAGCGGUCUGGGCUGCUUCAGGGAACCGCUGUUCCUCCACGUUCAGGUGUGUCUAAAGAACCACUGAAGAACGCUGUGCCAGCGCAGGACCAACAUCGGUAUCAGCUGCCAGAACGUGCACCCAGACAGGAAAGACCGAGGCAGGCAAGCCUCCCAGAAGGUGCCGCCAAAAGGCCGCUCUAUGUGCCGCCCGUGGUUCUUCAGACUCCAGCAGGCCAGGCGCCCUCGGCUGCUGGGAUCCCUCAGCAGGCCUUCACACAGGCAGUGACACCUGUAGUUCUAUAUCAGGUAGUCAUGCCUGCAGAGGUGCAGAGAACCUACGAGCAACCUAGAAAAAAGAGGCCAUAUAAAAGAACGGUGCAGGCUAACACCUGCAAGAAGUGUGGCCUGUUCCGCACAGUCAGGACGGGGCACAGCCACUACCGUGGGAAGGUCUACUGCCCGCAGACCGAGGUCCUGACGAAGCAGCAGUGGUUGGAGGAGAUGAGGAAGGAGGCCAGAUAGGUUUAUAAAUUAGUGUUUCAUUUCUGUGAACGUUUGUAGUCUUGCUAGUGAUGUUUGUUCACUUUCACUGGUGAAUCCGUUAAUAUUAGGUCUUAUAAUUUUAAACGUUGCUGACCUUUACCUUUUGCAUCUUUUUUUUAACUUUAGGAGAUUGAAAUUCACAGAAAUCUUUGUGAAAAAAUGUAAAGACUUUUAUUGCCUAACAGCUUUACUGAAAAAUAAAAUAUACAUACUUGAAAUGUAAUGAUUGCAUCCAUUUUCUUAAAUGUUUUCAUUGUACUGAAUGAUACUGUUAACAGUGUGUUUAAAUGACUU
Molecule: messenger RNA, 4950 nt
Organism: Fundulus heteroclitus (mummichog)
Lineage: Eukaryota; Metazoa; Chordata; Actinopteri; Cyprinodontiformes; Fundulidae
Exons: 12
Coding region: 436-4635 (1399 amino acids)
Source: RefSeq, a predicted model, not a curated record